UAUAGUGCCACAAGGAUAUUGAUUGUGGCACCUUUUUGACAUUGACGGGAUGGCUCGUCGGAGCAUUUAGGGUUACCAGCAAGGUAUUAUGUCCGCAUUAAAGGGAAAUUCUUUUCUUUUGAAAACUAAAACGCAAAUUGUAAAGGAAGUACUUUAAAAUGUAACUAAAAAAUGCCCCAGACUUCGUUUGUCAGUUAGAAGGCUCUAUAGUUAAAGAAUCUUUGUAGCAAACUUUUAGCAAUGCACUCUCUUGAGAAAGAUAGGGAAGGAACAGUCUUAACAUAAUAGUAAUGAUUGUUGUUUAUAAUCAACGAAUAGUACAGUAGAAGGCAUUGGGGAAGGCCUAUGCCCAGCAGUGGUCAAACAAAGGCUGAUACUGAUGAUGAUGAUGAUGAUGAACAGUACAACUAUGUGGUAUGGUUUGAACUGUGCGUUUUAAAAUUAUCAGAUAAUUAGUUUUUGAUCCUUUACUGAGUACACACAGUAAUUUCCUUACUACGUAAGUAAACAUGAACUUUAUGUCAAGAGGGCCAUACUUCCAGGUGCACAAAACACGUUACAAUAAAGGGUCGGUCACUACAAUUUGAAAUAGGAAACAAAACAACUUUCAUAAAAAUAUUUUAAAGUCAAUUAGUAUAUACCCUUUUUAUUUUAAAUAGUAAAUCUAAAAAUAUGCGUCUACUUGAGAGUUAGGGAAUUUCUUGAUUAACAAAUGGUAACAAAUUCUGAUUGGACACAAGAUGAUUCACAUUUUCAAAUGUAAUUACUGGACCCCCCUUCUUCUUCUCAGGGAUAAAAAUAUCUCCCACUUUGAAGAAAACCUCUCUGAUACUACUUUUAAACACUUCACAUCACUUCUUUUCAUGAAAUAACAUUGAAAAGCCACACAAAAUGCGUAAAGUAAUGACGCGAAGUGAACUGACAAGCUAUGUCACUAUUACCCUGACAUUAAAUGUCGCUUCUUAUUGCCGGGUGCCAAAAGAAUCAUGUACAUCUAUACGAGUACUUUUAUUUUAAAAAACUAUACCACAGACCCAUUAAUUUGUAUUCGUUCUUCAAAAGAAUGUUUGACUUUUAAAAUAUUUUUUCAGUUUAGCGCCUUUUUCGGCAUGACGAUGAGAAGUGAAUGAUAAGGAACACGGAAAGCAGCACAUCCCUAAAGAUACUUGACAUGUGUCAAUGUGACGGCUCUCGGUUAGUUUUAUUGUCGAUCGCGGGAAAAAAUUAUUUUUUCUAAAGCAAAUUAUAAUUACUAAUAUUAACAUUUUCUAAGAAAACAGCAUAUCGUAGUGUAUAAAAAGUAACGAACCUGUGUGAAAAUACUAAUUAUUUCUUUAUUAUCGUAUUUAUCUAAUACGAAUUAAAACCCAAAAGCUGUGGUCGGUAUUGAACGUUGGCCGUUCGGUGAAAAGUAUGCGAGGUUCUAGAAUAUUCUUUUUGUGUCGAGGUCUGACUCCAUACAAACCGCGACCUAAACCAUUUCGAAAGUUCACCCUGCUAGAUAAUACUAUUUAUCAAUUGUGCAACCAGUACUGUGGACUCAGUUAUAGAGACGUUGAGGCUGCUUAUUCGUUAUACGUGAUGGCGAACCCGUCGAAAAAUCUGCCGCCAACGAUGCAACUGAGGCAGAUGAACACUGUUCGCGCGGACGAUGUUGAAGAAACGGACGCGGUAUACGAAAACUUGGUGACCUCCACCGUUGAUAAUUCAACGGAUGCUACCGACGGCGCUAUUGCUGGGCCUUCGGGCUCCCAACGUCAGGAAACGGAGGAACCUGCUCCGGUGCCCACGAUGAUCUUGUAUGACGCCACUAAGAGGAAGCAAAUGCGUCGCCGUAAACAAAAGGAGGCGGAAUACUCUUCCGAUAGCACCUCCGAUGACGAGAAUGUAAUUUUGGCUCGUAUCCAGGCUACGAAGAGGAAGCUGGAAAAAGCGGGGAAGUUGCCGAAAGCCCAACCUCAAGGUGGACAGAAGAAGAAGAAGAUGUAAGCGGGAGAAGAUGCUAACUUUUUUGUAUCCAUGUAGUUUAUUAGUACACAACAUUAAAGUCCAUUUAAUUUCCCUCUCAACUGACCUGAUGUCAAUCGUUUCAGUCAAUUUUUAUUAAUAGUAUUAUGUAA
Papilio polytes (common Mormon) is the source of this 2120-nucleotide messenger RNA. RefSeq lists its product as uncharacterized. The record is from RefSeq and is a predicted model, not a curated record. Bases 1414 to 1989 code for a protein of 191 amino acids. The transcript is spliced from 4 exons. NCBI's taxonomy places the organism in Eukaryota, Metazoa, Arthropoda, Insecta, Lepidoptera, Papilionidae.